UUUCAAAUCUCACUUCUUUACACAAUGUCAUCCUCUAUCUCUCUCCUCCUCACAACCACCGUCUCCGUCACAAUCCUCUUCUUCUCCACCAUCUCCACCGCGGCGACAAUUCCAAACAUCCACCAUCCAUUCAACAAAAUCUACGCCUUCGGCGAUUCUUUCACCGACACCGGAAACUCACGCUCCGGCGAAGGACCAGCCGGAUUCGGACACUUGUCAAGUCCUCCGUACGGCAUGACUUUCUUCCGGCGACCAACAAACCGUUACUCCGACGGUCGACUCACCAUCGACUUCGUGGCAGAGUCAAUGAAUUUACCAUUUCUACCACCGUACCUCAGCCUCAAAUCCACUAACGGUAACGGCACAGCUACGGAUACUCACGGCGUUAAUUUCGCCGUCUCUGGAGCAACGGUGAUUAAACACGCGUUUUUCGUGAAGAACAAUCUAUCGCUUGAUAUGACUCCUCAGUCUAUAGAAACAGAGCUUGGCUGGUUCGAGAAGUAUUUAGAGACACUUGGAACGAAUCAGAAGGUUUCUUUGUUUAAAGAUUCUCUCUUUUGGAUUGGAGAAAUUGGAGUGAAUGAUUAUGCGUAUACCCUUGGAUCUACUGUGUCAAGUGAUACCAUUAGAGAACUCAGUAUCUCAACUUUUACAAGGUUUUUGGAGACAUUGUUGAACAAAGGUGUGAAAUAUAUGUUGGUACAAGGACAUCCAGCAACUGGAUGCUUGACGUUAGCAAUGUCGCUUGCCGCAGAAGAUGAUCGGGACAGUCUCGGAUGUGUGCAAAGUGCCAAUAACCAAAGUUACACUCACAAUCUUGCUCUUCAAUCCAAACUUAAACAACUUAGGAUCAAGUAUCCGACUGCCACAAUAGUCUACGCAGAUUACUGGAACGCGUACCGUGCGGUGAUUCAAAACCCUAGCAAGUACGGUAUCACCGAGAAGUUCAAGGCUUGCUGUGGAACCGGAGAGCCGUACAACUUCCAGGUGUUCCAGACUUGUGGGACGGCUGCAGCUACCGCGUGUAAGGAUCCGAAUCAAUACAUCAAUUGGGACGGAGUCCACUUGACCGAGGCUAUGUAUAAGGUUAUGGCUGAUAUGUUCCUUGACGGCACUUUCACUCGUCCUAGAUUUAGUAACUUGUUGUUCAAGAAACUAAACAGUUUAUAAAAGAAUUGUUUUACUGAUUUUUUAUA
Arabidopsis arenosa is the source of this 1196-nucleotide messenger RNA. NCBI's taxonomy places the organism in Eukaryota, Viridiplantae, Streptophyta, Magnoliopsida, Brassicales, Brassicaceae. The record is from the annotation of a GenBank genome assembly.